Molecule: messenger RNA, 2099 nt
Organism: Acanthochromis polyacanthus (spiny chromis)
Lineage: Eukaryota; Metazoa; Chordata; Actinopteri; Pomacentridae
Product: CLN6 transmembrane ER protein
Exons: 7
Coding region: 161-1066 (301 amino acids)
Source: RefSeq, a predicted model, not a curated record
UUAGGGUGGGCGGGAACAAGAACAACAACAAGGAAGCGAAACUGUUACUGAUAGAAAGAUGUUUAGUAGUUGAAUACCGUUAACUUUUCCACAGUUAUAACCUCUGAGCGGUAAGAAAAUACCGCCUGUUGGACCAACAACACCCGACACGGAACCGAAAAUGGAGACCGUACGAAAACGUCGAGGCAACGAUUUAGACACCGAUAGCACUCCUGGUGUUCUGAAGGAAAAUGAGCCACAGAAGAAACAGCAGCGCUUCCACUCCGACCUGUGGCUCUUUCUGACUCUGCAGAACUGGAUUUUAGACUUUGGAAGGCCGAUCGCCAUGAUCAUCCUUCCUCUGGAGUGGUUUCCCCUGAACAAGCCCAGCGCUGGAGACUAUUUCCACAUGGCCUAUAACGUCAUAACUCCAUUCCUCAUGCUCAAACUCAUCGAACGAAGUCCCAGGACGCUGUCUCGCACCGCCGUCUACCUCUGCAUCAUCACUUUUGUCAUGGGAGCCAGCAUCCACCUGGUGGGAGACUCCAUCAACCACCGGCUCAUCCUGAGUGGCUACCAGCUGCACCUGUCAGUCAGAGAGAACCCCAUCAUCAAAGACCUGAAGCCUGCUUCACUGAUCGACUCCUUUGAGCUGCUGUAUUAUUACGACGAACAGCUAGGACACCUGAUGUGGUACGUUCCUUUCUUCAUCGUUCUGUUCAUCUACUUCAGCGGCUGCUUCUCCAGCGCUGAAGAACAAAAGAAGAUGCCCGUCUCUGGUUGGCUGUUGCUGGGACCCAGCGCUCUCUACUAUUGGUACUUGGUCACUGAAGGACAAAUCACUGAACUUUUUCUCCUCACCUUCCUGGCUAUGGUUGCCAUGGUGAUGCAUCAGCGGCGUAAAGGCCUCAGCCCCGACGGUAACGGCCUGUUCCUGCUCUACAGCUUCAGCGUCACCGUGCUGCUGGUGGCUCUGUGGGUGGCCUGUCUGUGGAGCGACCCGGUGCUGCGGAACAAGUACCCCGGACUCAUUUAUGUACCGGAGCCCUGGUCCUACUACACGCUGCACAUCAAGGAGACCCACUGAUCGAGCCGCCAAGGUCCUCUGAGUUUUUAAAGGACACAAACCACUCAUGUCUGCAUGAACUGAUCCAGUGUGACUGAGACGGUGGCGGCUCUCUGACAGCAGCAGCGAUCGAUGAAAGUCGUUAGUGAGCACAAACUAACAGAAGACUUUGUUGAUACGGUUUUGUUUACAGAUGUUAAGUUCAAGGAGUUUUAUUGAUGACCUAUAACCAAUCAAAUCACUCUAGAAGACAGAGCGACCACAGCUAGAUAAAGGUUCAGAGCCAAAGUAGCAACAUUUUUAUUUAUGUUGAUUUAUUACCAUAAAUCAGUAAGAAAUAAAAUACUGAUAAUCACUAAAUCAGUCCGCCCACAAUUACUACAAUUCUACAAUUAUGUCUCUUUGCUUUGACUUGUUAUUUGUACAAUAUACGAUGUAUAUGAUGGUGUUUUUUCAUACCAAAGGCUAUACUAUGAUGUUUUCUCAGAGACAUACCAUGUUACUCCGUUUGUUCUGGCUCUGGGCUGCUGCUCUCCUCCUCUGUUGUUUUCUGGAUUGUUCUCAUCUUCAUGCCUUCGUCCACCCGGCCUCCGUUGACUCGUCCCGCCUGCCGUCUCUGGAGCUGAAGCUGGAUUGGAUCAGACCAAAGUACCGUCCAAUCACAAUGCCAGCUGCCUCUCAAAAGGCUCCUUCAUCUGGCAGCACUUCUUCUGAGGGGAAGCUGAGCUUCAGCAGAACUUUGGAGAUGUGUUCCAGUGGUUGGUGGAUGUGUGGGGAGAUAGAGAGGGACCUUUGAACUGUUCAGAAAGGAAAGCAGGAACCCACUGGUAGUUUUAGUUUAGGGUGCUACUGUGGAGUGUUUUUGGGUUUUAAGAGGUGAACAGGAAGCAUUUUUUUUUCAUAUUGAUGAUUUUUUACUUUGUUCCUGGUUGGAAUGCCCAUCAAUGUCAACGUGAAGUUCACUUUUAGUUCCGUUGAUUUACUUUUAACCCCCUCACAUGUUGUGUUGUUGUAAACUUACUCUUUCAAAUAAAUACUUGUCUAACUAUAAUAA